Dama dama (fallow deer) is the source of this 1695-nucleotide messenger RNA. Its product is annotated as interleukin-2 receptor subunit beta-like. NCBI's taxonomy places the organism in Eukaryota, Metazoa, Chordata, Mammalia, Artiodactyla, Cervidae. Bases 102 to 986 code for a protein of 294 amino acids. Gene Ontology annotation, molecular function: cytokine receptor activity; protein binding. The record is from RefSeq and is a predicted model, not a curated record. Gene Ontology annotation, cellular component: membrane; external side of plasma membrane. Gene Ontology annotation, biological process: immunoglobulin mediated immune response; cytokine-mediated signaling pathway. The transcript is spliced from 8 exons.
CUUCUGAGAUGGCCUACACUCAUUCUUGAGACAUCAAGAACCUGAGCUUCAUUAGGUCCUAAACACAGGGCUCCCUUCCCCAGCCCCCACCCGUGGAUGUGAUGGCGGCUCCGGCUCUGUCCUGCUGCCUGUCCCUCCUCGUCUUCCUCUUGCCCCUGGCCAUCCCUCAGGCAUCUACAUCAGUGAACGGAUUGAGCAUCUCCUCACCUGAUGGGGACAGGAGUGGCGGGCGAACCCUUGAAGGCCAUGGGUGCUCUACAGCCAGCCCCACACGCCGCAUCUUCAUGGCAUAUGCUUCCAACAUCACAUGCUUCUAUAACUCGAGAGCCAACGUCUCCUGCAUCUGGAGCCACGAUGGGGGCCUGCAGGCCACCACCUGCUGCUUGCACAGCCAUCAGCCUAAGAGAGAGGAGCUUUUUCCUACAAAACAGUGGAAACACACCUGUGAGCUGCAACCAGUGAAGCCGGGAUCCUGGGCAUGCAAUCUGGUCCUAGGACCAUCUCCAGAAUCUCAGAAACUGACCAUAGUGGAUGUCAUGAAACUGACGGUGAUGUGCUCUGAAGGCGGGAAGUGGAGGAAGAUGAUGACCCAGGAUAUCAAGCCCUUUGAUUACAUUCGUCUGGUUCCACCCCACUCACUCCAAGUCGUCCACAUAGAGACCCAUAGGUGCAACAUAACCUGGACUGUCUCCCAGGUAUCCCACUACAUCCAAAAUGACGUGGAGUUCGAGACCCGGUUAAGGUACGCCGACCACAGCUGGGAGGGCACCCCACUGCUGACCCUCAGGCAGAACCAGCAAUGGAUCUCCCUGGAGAAUCUCACUCCAGGCAUGGAAUAUGAGCUUCAGGUGCGGGCCAAGCCCCAGCUAGGCAGGCAUGAGGUUUGGAGCCACUGGAGCCAGCCCCUGGCCUUCAGGACGGUCCCUGCAGUUGCUCUGAGACACAUGGGAUCUUAUAGGACCAGAGACCAAACCUGUGUCUCCUGAAUUUGCAGGUGGAUUCUUUACCUCUGAGCCAUCAGGAAAGCCCCUCCUUAUGGAAUUUACUUAACUAUUGCAUUUACUGUCUCUGCCCACCCACUGCUAUUGUCUCCCCUGACCCCCACUCCCACCAGACUGUAAGUUCUAUACUGUUAUAGUCCAGGAACCUAGCUACAUGGUAGGUACUCAAUAAAAAUUUGUUGAUUGAAUGAGUACAAUUCUAGAAUUUUGGAAGGUUAAGGGCAUACCUAGAAGGUUUAGAAGGUAUCUAGAAGGUCUUCCCUUCUUGACUCAGUCAAGCAAGGAUCUGUUUUUCUUCUCUCUGCAUAUGUUUUAUUUGAAGUGGCCUACUCUAUGCAUCUUAUACUUAUUAUGACCACAUUUCUAAAGACAAAAUUGCCUAUAUAGUCUGAAAAAUCAUUUUUCCCCUGCAUUGCUACUUUAUUUAGAUAAAACCUUGAAAGAUUUAGAAUCAGACAUAGUAUUUACUGUUAUCAUUUGAUAUUUGGACUGUUGUGAAAAUUUAACCCAAUGGUUAUUGUACUGACACACUCCCUUUGUUAUUAUUUGCAUAUUUGCCCUACUUACAUACUAAGAGAUGCUUCUUUGAGUUAGACAGAUUUCAAGUCCCAUGCAUUCUGUAACACCCACAGUGCCCAGCACAUGCUGGCAGUAGGUACUCAGUAAAUCACUGUUAGAUCAAUAAAUGGAUGAA